GAGUUGGCAACUCGAUUCCUCCAUGGCGAACUCACUCCCGACUCGAUUCGUCUUCAACGCAUCGUGUGAUCUUAUCCCGUUCGUCUCACCGGCUCUUUUGCGAGUGUACUAACACCAUAUACACUGCAUGUAGAACAUCGUGUUUUGUCGAUGCUCGUGAAUAAUCGGCUCUCCGUAGUGGAUGAUGGAAACGGAUGACGAUUGUAAUCGCCAGGGAGCAGGAGUCGCCGCACGGCCGCGCUGGUUCGCGUUCGGAUUCAACGCGUUCGGGCAGCUCGGCCCAUCGGGGAGCGACCCGCGGGAACUUUGCGUGACCCGUCCGAGACGCCUCACGCUCGGGGCCCACGAGACGGGGGAGAGAAGAGACGACGAGGAGCGGCAGCGGCAGGAGGAGGAAGGAGAGGAGGAAGGAGGAGAGGAUGAGCGAGAGGAUGAGCAAGCCGUGGUAGACGUGGCCCCGGCAUGGGGCAGCGCGGCGCUGCGCGGUUCUCGAGAUGUGUGCGUCCAGGGGUUUGCACAGGGAGGGAGAGCGGGCCCCACACGCGUUCCCCUGGCCGACGGAGCGCAGCAGCUGGCAUGCAAUGAUAGUUGUCUCGUGCUCGUGACGCACGCGUGUGCCCAGGUGUGGGAGUGGAGCUUGGCUCUCCUGCCUCCAGAGGACUUGCAUGAGAAUGCACGUCCCCUUUGGGACAUGCCCCUACUCUCGGGAGCAAAGGAGGCACCAGCAGUGCUCCCUCUCGUGCCCGGUGGUUAUGUUGACCUGCGACCUCCUUUCUUCCAUCCACUGCCUGAGCUGGCGGGAGGGGUGCGGGCUCUUCAACUGGCCCUGGGGCGCGAGCAUGUGCUCCUUCUCACAGACGAUGGAACCGUUUGGGGUUGGGGCCCCGGCAGGCAUGGACAGCAAGGACAUGGUACAACAGAGGCCGAGGUGGCCCCCCGGCCCGUCGAGGGACUGCAGGGCCUUCCCAUGGUGGGCGUAGCGGCAGGGGGGUGGCACUCGGUGGCCCUCAGCAGGGGUGGGGAUGUUUACACUUGGGGCUGGAAUGAAGCUGGACAGCUGGGCCUGCCAUCAAAACGUGGUCUCGGUGAGGGGAGUAACUCUCCAAAACGAUGCAAUCUCCAUGGGCGGGAGAAUGAUUGUUCACUGGUGCCACCGUCGGAUGCAAACAAACAACAACAUGGGUGCGGAACGGAUGAAGAACGAGAGCCACAGGACGUCUCUCAUGGAGAAAAGGGAGAAUCACAGAAGACGGGAACACAAUACAUCUCAAUACAAGCCUUCCCUGCACUGCUGGACUUCCCCGGCGAUGAUGAGAUAUCGGCCGUCGCCACUGGGUCCAGGCACACAGUCGCCCUCACGAAGUGUGGCAAGCUCUACACAUGGGGAUGGGGGGAGCAUGGCCAGCUGGGCCAUGGCUCCCGGAGGAGUUGGGACGAGCCACAGCACGUGGAAUUCUUCUGCCAGCACAGCCUUGAGGUGGUGGCAGUGCGCUGCGGUGACUGGAGCACCUUUGCAAUGGCACGGCCUAUGCCCAGCAAUAAAUAAAGUAAAUGUUUCAUAUUU
This is a messenger RNA of Petromyzon marinus (sea lamprey), 1564 nucleotides long. It is a transcript of the gene RCCD1, whose product is annotated as RCC1 domain containing 1. NCBI's taxonomy places the organism in Eukaryota, Metazoa, Chordata, Hyperoartia, Petromyzontiformes, Petromyzontidae. The record is from RefSeq and is a predicted model, not a curated record.